UCGUUGAUAAGUUAUUUUCCACUGUAGACAAAACUCAACAGCUGAUGAUCCAUACACUUUAUAAGAAUAGGUAAAAAAUGGAAAUAACACCCACUUCAGUCCCAGAAAGGAAUUCUGACCGAUAGAGUGGCAUUUUGCAAGGGCCAACACAACCACAAAGAAGUAUACAAGAAAGAAUGCAAAAAUUGAGGUCAUUGAAGCUGCUGAUAAUUGUAUAGCACCACCCAGUGACUUACCAGCUCCAGUCGGCAAAAUGGCAGGCAAUGUAGAGACAGAAGAGCUUUCAUUUGAUGCACAGCAAAUUAAUCCAAUAAUAGACACCCAUAAGUGCAAAUACUGUGACAAAUCUUUCAGUUUGAAAAGUGACCUGGACAGGCAUGAAGUAAGCUCUCAUGGUGAAAAAACUCAGCAGGGAGAUCUUGUGAAACCAUAUCAAUGCAAAUACUGUGAUCAGAGAUUUGUUUUGAAAAAAGAUCGAGAAAAACAUGAAAAAUCCCAUGAGGGAGAUAUGGAGAAGCAAUAUAAAUGCAAAUAUUGCAGCAAAUCAUUCAUUUCCAAAAGCGAUGUUGACAGACAUGAAGCGACUCACUAUGGGGAUCUGGAGAAACCAUAUAAAUGUCAAUAUUGUGAAAAGAGGUUUUCACACAAAGAGAGCCAGAACAGACACGAGAAAACUCACUUUGAAGAUAAAACAUACAAGUGUCAGUAUUGUGACAAGGUUUUUGCACAGAGGGAAAGCCAAGUGAGACAUGAAAAAACUCACUCUGGAGAGAAGCCAUACAAGUGCCAAUUCUGUGACAGUUCAUUUUAUAGAAAGUUUAGCUUCGUAGAGCAUCAGAGAACUCACAGUGGGGAAAGACCCUACAAAUGUCUUUUCUGCUGUAAGACGUUCUCCCAGAAGGGAAGCAUGGCACAACAUGAGAAAACUCACACUGGAGAAAAACCUUACAAAUGCAGGUUCUGUGACAAGAGCUUUAUUCAAAAGUCAAAUUGUGCUAAACAUGAAAGAGUUCACACUGGUGAGAAGCCCUAUAAGUGUCAAUAUUGUGACACUGCAUUCUCACUGAAAAAUAAAUGUGUGUGGCAUGAAAGGACUCACACAGGUGAAAAACCCUACAAAUGCCAGUUCUGUGAGAAGUUGUUUUCUCAAAGGUCAAACUGUCUUAUGCAUGAAAGAAUUCACACUGGAGAGAAGCCUUACCAAUGUAAAUUCUGCGAUAGUGCAUUUGCUCGGAAGUUCACUCUUGUAGAACAUGAGAGGAUUCACACUGGAGAAAAACCAUACAAGUGCGAAUUCUGUGACAAGUCAUUUGCCCAGCGAGUUGUGUGGGAGAUGCAUGUAAAGAUUCACAGUGAUAACAAGCCAUAUAAAUGUCAGUACUGUGACAAAGCAUUCAUUCUCAACAUACGGAGGGUAAAACAUGAAAAGACUCAUAAAAAUGAGAAAUUACUGGAUUCAAACAAUAGAAAAAAAAUGGAUUCAAACAAUGAGAAAGAGAAAUCAUCUGCAAAUGUACAUGUUAAGGAUAAACCUCAGCAUGAUUCUAACCAUAAAAAGAAAUCUCACAUGGUCAUAAUCAAUAAAAAGAAAUCUAUUGAAAAUGCCAAUAGUAAAGAGAAAGCAGAAGGAGACGCGGCUACACAGCCUGAGUGAAU
Messenger RNA from Lingula anatina, 1656 nucleotides. RefSeq lists its product as uncharacterized. The record is from RefSeq and is a predicted model, not a curated record. NCBI's taxonomy places the organism in Eukaryota, Metazoa, Brachiopoda, Lingulata, Lingulida, Lingulidae. Gene Ontology annotation, molecular function: DNA-binding transcription factor activity; RNA polymerase II cis-regulatory region sequence-specific DNA binding. Gene Ontology annotation, biological process: regulation of transcription by RNA polymerase II.